GUAAAGCAGCGCGUAGUUGCUUUACCUGUCCGAAUUCAAGAUCGAUUGACCAAGAAGAGCGAAUGGAAAAAGUAUGAUUAAGUCGGACGAGCAAAGAACUACUUCUACGUGUUGCCGACUAGUACCGAGGACCUUUGGAGGUGUCUGUCGCGACAGUUGUACAGCACUUUGCAAAGAAGAAUAAGAUUUUUGCGAAAAAGAACACUACAGAAACAGAAUGUUCCGGGGUUCCCGCGGCCCCGGUGCGCGUGGGGCGAACCACCUGCUCCGCCUAAACUUCGACGGAGAUAAUGAAAAUCCUGACCAGCGAGGUCCACCCGCCAAGGAACACCAGAACCUCAUGCUGAGCACCGUUCCGGAGGAGCCGGAUCUGACCGGCUGCGGGUCUCCGUCCCACCGCAUGAACUACAUGGACGCGAUGCCUAGUCCGACGAGAAAUCGCAAUGCCGAGAAAUUCGAGCAACAAGCUGCGACGAGCACUUCGAGUAGUUCGAGCAGCAAGCCGAAGAACAUUCGAUCGAAUUCGAAUUCUGUCAAGGGUGGUUUGCUGCAGAAAAAGCCACCGGGCGUAGUCCUCGGAGGUAUGAGCAGAACUACUACCGCUUCGACAGGAGCGGCCACGCUGUUCUACUCGGACCAGAACGCGGACCUCGUUGGGCCGCCUGGUCCUGAAACGCAAUCUUCCGAGCACGAGACCUACUCGGACGACUUCGAGAGCAACACGUCGACGACCAUGAACACGAAUCAAAGGGGCGAAAAUAACGACACCUUCUCCGAGCGGGUACGGCUAGCGGCGGGGUCGGAGUCCGGUCACAUGCACCGCUUCGGCAUGGAAAAUAACUUCUCCAGAGGCAACGGUGCUCCUGGUCGCUAUGAAGACGUCUCCUACCCUCUACGAAACAGCGACAGGGACAGUGGCGGUUUCGGAUCAUACAGCAAUAAUUAUCCACAACACGACGCUGCAGCAGGUGCUGUCGCUUCAUCAGGUGAAGGUGUUCCCUCGUCGUCCGGAAAUAAGAUCCUGUACCCAAAUGCCUACAUGAACACGAACACGAGCAGUAGUUCUACUACUCGUAAUAUGCAUCAAAUGCAUCAACCACAGCAACAACACGGUCAACAACAGCUCCCACCGAUGUUGACGACAAGCACGAAUUAUAACUCGUCUCCACAUCGUCCUGCCGGCGGGGUGAUCGACGCGGUGCGGCAACGGCGGCUGACCGGACGUUUUCCGGUCUCUGCAGAAGAAGCGGAGCAGGAGAACCGAGCCAGAGAGGGGAUGGACCGUCUCAGUCCGGACAUUUCUAAUCCUGGUGCGCGGAGUUAUCCGAAUCAACAAAACUAUCACGACGUAGACCCGGGUCCUCCGAUUCCGAACCGGGGGCCGAGUUUCGGACCCAUGACGCACCUCGACGAAAUGUUCAAACUCAGUAGCGAAGAGGAGAUGCUCCUGCAGCCACGACAAGAAGAACAGGAAAAUUUUAAACGACAACAAGCUUCAUCAACAUCCUCAGCCGAAGGAGCUGCACAACAGCUGGAUGACUCGCAGCACGGCAUUGAGAUGAGCCGGUUCUGGAUCAAUAUGGCGGACAAGUUGGAGAGAGAGAAGCAGUUUUUUGUGCAGAACGAGCAGUUUGAACCGGCGCUGCAGAAGCACCGCGAGCUGAUGGGACUCAAGAUUGCCCGGGAAGAAUUCUCGCGCCGCCACGGCGCGUUGUCCGGGCACCGAUCGCGGUUGCGGAACGAGCUAUUGCAAAUGAUCGAACAGGAACGGUACCAGACCUGCAUCCGUUUGAAGCGGAACGAAACCGAGCUGGAGCACUCGCUGGAGGAACUGCGACUAGCGGAGACGGAGUGGCGGAAGCGGGUAGAGGGGAAUUUCCGCCUGCUGGCCGCGAUCGAGCGCAAUCCCGCGAAGAUGCUGCCGCCGAUGAGUCUCCCGGGGUUUUUACUGUCGGCAGGCAGUGGAGGACGUGGAGGAGAGGGCGCGAACAACAGCAGCAGCGACGAACAGUACUACGACGAGAACGACUCCACCAGCUUUUCCGGGGUGGAGCACGAUUACAGUUACGGCGGAACCACGACAGCAGCAAGUCCGGAGGAUUUUGGCGGUCGGGGAAGUUUUCCCGCAGCGGCGCAGCAUCUGCGAAAGCAACCGGUCGGGCGAAGUGGCGGUGGUGGGCAGCAUAGACCUCCGACCAAGGGAGCUACAACAGCAGCUUCGAAUUAUCACAAACGCGCGACAUCAAACUCUGCAAGCGCGAAUCGAACGACGAGGAGUAGAAAUGGUGGCCUCUCUACUACCGCGUCGGUGUCGCAACGGAUGUCGUACGUUUCGACCGCUUUGGAGGAAGACUCGGACUCGGAGGAGCAAGAAUUUUACUACAACGACAACACCGUCAGCUCUGCGAGCCAGUUCGUCUACACAAACAUGCACACAAAUAGUAACCGAAACGCAAUAUCCACUGGUGGAGCACCUCCGCUCGUUACGAGGCCGCGUCCUGCGACGGCCGGGCCGCGGGGGAGGGAAGACCGGCGCACCGAAACUGCAAAUUCGAAUUCCAACGUUCCGCCAGUCGCGGCGCCACGACAGCGGCCGCAGAGCGCGAGAGCUGCCAGCCAGGAUUCCCGACCGCGCAGUUCCUCCGCGAGGGUUCUGGAUCACGCGAGCACGACUUUGUCCGAGCUGUUCAGCACGACCACGAAAAACACGGCUAGCACCUACCGCGUUACGCGCCCGGGGUCCGCGAAGGCCUACCCGGCCUACGAGCAGGUGCGGAGCUCCGUCGGGAGCAAGCGGAAGCAGUCGCUGGAGCGCACGCGGCUGGCCGCGUCGGCGCUCGCGGCUCAGCAGAUCAAGCACUUUGACCGGUUCCAGCAGAAGCAGGCCCGGGCCGACCGGGAACGGAGCAACUCGCUGCGCCGGCAGGCGGACUGGAACGCCAGCCAGUACGUGGAGCGGGGCCCGAGUCCGACGACGCGGGUGUACAUGAACGGGCAGAUCGCGGAGAAGCAGCGGAUUCUAGACAAAGAACAGCAAGCCGUGGCGGAGAUCUCCGUCAUGCGGUCACGACAAUCGCUUUACAACGACAGUUUUUAUCAACAAAAGCAUCCUGGCUCCACCCGCACUACGCCCCGAGGAGGAGUUGGUUCCUCGUCGCGGCCGGGGUCCGCGCCAGCACACAGAAUCAUGAUCGGGUCCUCGUCUUCAUCGCAGCUACACUCGGCUAGCAAGAUUUCCCUCUUCUCCAACCGCGGCAUGACAAGCCGUUCGAAGGGCAGGGUGUACGUGCCCCGACCUAAAUAUGACCACGUGAAGUCCCGCCUGUACCAGCCGACCGCGGCGUUUCUGUCCAUGGAGGCGCAGAACAAGGGCUAUCAAUUAGUGCCGAAACAGGAGAAACGGAAAACCAGAGAGCAGAUUCUGUUGGACAAGCUCCCAAGUAAGACGCACCACGACAAGAGCUUUUCCGAGACGAAUGGGCUGCUGAAGCAGUGGAAAGGCGUGAAUCCGGUGAUCGACGAGAUUCUGAACAAAGACUCCUUCUACCCGCGCACGAACCAAUCCAGAUCUCCCUCGCCCCGCAUGCUGCUGGAAGUCGGGCCGCCGCCCCUCAACGGCGGGAAAAUAGCGAACGGGGGUCAACAGCAGGGGAGCGCCAACAAGUUCAGCACCCGACCGAGAAGGAAGCGACCAGUUUUGGGUGGUGGUGCGCAAAACAACAACUACAACGCGGCGAUGAUGACCCAGAAAUUACCCCUGCCGGCGCAAGAACUACCAGCUCCGUUCGCCCAGCGAUUGCCCGCUGCAGGAGCCGACGAACUCGACACCGCGCAACCGAGUCCCGCCACCACGAUUGUCAGCGUGGCGACGCCUGAUUUCGUUGCGGCACCGAAACCGAUCUUUCCACAGAGUGUUGCUGAAGAACAGGCUGUUUCUGUGCAACAAGAGGAUGUUAAAAAAGCAGUUAUCCCGCUCGACCAGGACAAGUCCUCCUCUUCCGAUGACGAGGAAACGAAUGCGCAACAACUGGAGCUAAACCCGAUGGCGAGCGACACCGCCUCCCUCCGCCUCGCGAUCAAAAAGUUGAAGUUGUGGAAAAAAUUGUCCAAAGCGACGAUAGGAGGGACAUACACCUUGAAACAGGACGUUGAGAAACCGUUAUUCCCCUUCUUCCUCCGCACUUUGCGUGCGUUGCACAAUUUACAAAACUCUUCCUUCAACACCCGGAUGCUGUCCGAAGCGGAAUUAGGGUCAAAAUCCGAACAGGAAAACUUCGCCGAGGGGGUGCUCGCGACUAUCGCAUUGUUUCAAAACUGGGGGAGUUCUGUACGGAAGACGUUACUGCCCAGUUCGACACAACUCGUCACGGGGGAGAACCUGCCGGAGCCGCGGACGCGGCGGGCGCUGAUGGCGUUAUUGUGCAUCGCGGACAUGGAAUCGGUGGUGGAGAUGUUCUUUCCACACAACGAGGACACUAACGGGAGUUCCGUUCCUAGUGGUAGUCGUGACUUGUCCGAAGCCAAAAUCCUAAAUCCCUCGCAGCAGAUCAAGCGGGCCUGUUACGAGCUGUUCUACGAACUAGACUACGACGCGGCGAAGAGUUUGCUGAGGGUGGAGGAAAGCGAGAAAAUCAAUUCAACAGUUUUCUGGCUCGGUGUCGACGCGGUGCUGCAACUGAACCACGUGGAGUCUUCCUCAUCCGCUGUGGCGUAUGACAGAGAGUGGAUGCUUUUGCUCGUCCGCGCACACUGUGAGAAGAUGGAGGUGGGGAGAAUCCGGGAGUUGUUUCAGAUUUCCUCUUCUAGAGAACAAGCAGCAGCUCUCGCGGAUCAAAAGCAGCAUUCUGGUCCGUCAAUCCAUUCUUUGUCCAGUGCCUCGUUGGAGCAGGUGAGCUCCCCGGUGCCGAUUUUCGCCGCGGAGGGAAAGAAGGUGCCGAGUUCCGUGGUGUCGGUUGUGGAGUCAGAGGUUAUUGUCGUGUCUGGCUCAGCGGGCGGGACAAACACGGGCACGGAAAGCGAGGAGCAACUGUGGGGGAACAUCAAAUUGGCGAACAAAGAUAAAAAUAUCGUUGCAGCUCCGGUAAAACAGCCCAGCCCCGCAGACAGUGAGCAGAGCUUCGAAACCAGGGCGAAGACGUUUGGGGAACAGAAGGGCGUUGUUGGGUCGGUGCAGAGAGAAGAGGACUUGCAUGACCACGACGGUGAUUUUGACAAAAAAAGCAAUUACGAGGAGGACGCGUUUGAAACGGCGUCGAACGGGGAGCAAAAUGAUAAAGUAGAAGCCUUCAGCGAACCUCCGGGAACAUCAUCGAGUAAGAACAGUGCGGACCACUUGAAGAUACUACGGCCAGAACCAAGUACUCUUCAAAACGAGUCAGAAGAUCCAAAACGACCCGGCGAGGAAGCAGAAGCAGAUGAACCCGUAUCCGAACAAAAUUUCCCCAUGUUUCACUCCGACACGGAUCGCGGUACCAUAUCUUCGAAAAAUUCCAGCAAAGAAACGCCACUGGUGAACCUUUUGCAACCUCCAGGAGCUGCUGCGCCACUUUCUCAGCAAGAAGACGAUGACGAGCCGGACAUUGUGGCCACCAACUUCGACGCGGAUGAAUCACUGAUGCGGACGGAGGGCGGCAAAGCGUUUUCCUCUUCAAACGCCCCGUCCUCUGUGGAAGAGGAGCCACAAGCCGCAGCGGAGUAUCCGGGGACUGCGGAGGAGGAGGCGGUGGAAACAAAGCCGGUUGUAGUUCAACAUCAAGUCGCUCCUGUACAACAACAACCGCAAAAAAUCAAAGAAGUGUUUUCCGACGCUGGGUCGAGUAACCUCCCCGGGUUUAAAAGCUCCUCGGCGAGAAGUGAAAAUGAUGAAAACGAUAACGAUGAUGUUGAAAGAGGAGGAAGCCAAACGAAAACCGGCUCCCCCGGUGCAAAUUUCCUGAACAUGCUGAACACCGCCGGAGAACAAGAAGAGACCACGCAAAAUACACAUCAGUACACAAAUAAAGCGGAUGACCCGGAAAAAGACAACUUCGAAACAUUGGGGUCGCAGUUUGGACGAGCGCACGAGGAUAUGGAUUGUAAAAAUGUCUGGGUCUGGAAGAAUGCAACUUGUCAUGCUAAAUCUGAAUCAUGUAAAAAUCUGUGCUGCAUGAUUACCAAAAGCUGUCCACUUUUGACCUAGUCGAGAGGCAGUUUCUCAUGCAGGGUAGGCAUGAUAGAUAGAUCUCUCACGGAAUCUGUCAUGCUCUGUCCUACAUGCCAGACCUCAGGGGUCAUGGAAAAUAUGCAUGACAAACCCGGCAUUAUUCCAGACCCAGACAUUUUUGCAUUUGAUAGAGGAGAGCAAGCGAUCGUCUGGUAGGUCCGGAUCCUACGACGAAGACGAUUUUCACAGCGACGCGCUGCCGCUACCAGGUGGGUCUUCGGAACAGGAGGAAGCCUCGGAAGAAAAACCAGCAUCGGCAGGUGCGGCAGAGGAAGAAGCUGCAGCUCCGAGGGGGGAGGUACAGUUGAUGUAGGGUUUUUUUAUUCUAUUUACGGCACCGUCGCUGACUCGUAACGCUUUCGCUUUCCGAGUUUUAUUUGGGUUUGUCCGAAUAAAUAUCUGUACCUCUUCGUCGCAAACGCAAACGCCAAUGCUUUCUGUUUGUUCUGCAUGCACAAUCAGCUUGGAGCAACAUGGCCUGUAAAAUUAUCAGGUUGAAGUCCGGGGCAGUAUGCAAGUUCCAGAAGACGAGCAAUCCGCGUCCGCCAGUAAGGAGAGCGUGAGCAGCAGCCUGUUUGGCCCGUCGUCUUCCGAAGCUGCUGGGGUUGAGCGGUUUGACCAGAAUACUACCCAAGGACAACAAGAAGGUGGAACACCAGCACCAGAGGAGCAACGCGAGACGAGUCCAACACGAGCAGAAUCUACUUCACAGAAUGACCCUUCGUCGACAACAUCAUUGAACGAAGCGUUCAUCCCGUCGCUAGAGUUGUCCCCCCAAGCAGCGCUUCGGGAGAUCAUGAACUCCUCCGCGAUUCAGUCGUCCCUAAAAAUCAACUACUUGUCCGAGUGGAAAAACCGGAAAAGCAGUGUGACAGAGGAAGAAACGUUAAGGCCGAGAGAGAAUUCUAUUUAUUCGGAGGAUACAGGACCAGCGCCACUCGUGCGACCGCCAACUUUUGCUUCCUCUUCUUCCAAUGUUAACACUGGGGAGGGCAUGAUGAACACUACCGCCACACCAAGCACAAGCCUCCCGAUCGGCGGGCUCGGGCCCUACCAAUCCGCAGCGCCAGCAAACACAGUGUACCCCCAGAUGAUGAUGAUGAACAAUAAUUCUGCUGACAACAAUUUUUCCGCGAAAGCCGCCGCCCCCCAGCAGCCCACGGUCCGCCCUCUAAUCCCGCCUGCGGCGGACGCUGCGCAGAAACCUGGUUCCCCCUUUUCCAACAUCCGGAGCCUCGUGCCCCCGCCCGCCGUGCCGAAACUCCCCAACGAACUGCCCUCCAUGUUGUCCGACGACGAGGAGGCCGGGGUUUACGAGGACGAUUUCGGCAGCGAUGAGGACCACGACGGUGGCCAGUUUUCCGAGGAGGAACACUUCAAGGAGCCGCCACUGCAGUCGUCGGAUUCUACUCUCGGCCUGAACUCGUACGGGUCGUCGGAUGUGGGCUCCGGGACAGUGUUUGGGAGUAAAAGAACGGUCCUGCUCAAUGAGGAAGAAGAGCAUGAUCCCUUCGCGGGGCCGGUGGGUGGGAAGAGCGUCAUGUUUCCGACUGGCGGAGGGGGUAGUACUGCUGGGGGUCGUGGUAGCAGUUCGUCCUCGAGAGGCACUACAGGUGCGCCGGGUAGGGGUAAGAACUUUGCCAACGCAGGCGGUGCAGCACUUCCUGCUUCCAGGUCCUUGUUGCAGAACAUCGAGGACACCGAGAGCGACGGGUCCUCCUCCGCGGGCAUCGAUAUCGACACGUCAUUGGAGAGCAUUGAGAACAUCAUUAAGGAGGCGAGGAAAAAGCGCGCCGGGGGUGGCGGCGGCGGGGAGAAGGAAGACGAGGAAGGGGUGACGCUACAGUAAGCAAAAGUUGCAGUUUGUGUAUUGAUGAAAUGAAACAGAAUGUCCAUAGUCGUGAUUGUUCACUUGUUGUGCUACUCAUGUAUCGAAAAAAUUUAGUGAGAAACCGCGAGAACUAGUACCGUGUUGUCAACACUCUCUUGUCCCUACUUUUUGUUUGCCCAAGAUUUAUUUCACCAUUUACCGCGUCCAUUAACUUGGAGUAAUGCUAUUCUUGAACUUGUUUAACCGCUUAUUCUCUUUGAAUUUGGUAAUAACCUUACAACAGACAAAAUUUUUUACGCGUUCGAGCGUCAGCUUACAAAAGAGCACAAGAAGAUGAAAUCUGUUUCAGACUUUCCGCGUUUCAAGGUCAAACUUUAUCGGUUUCUGUUAGAUGAGCUGGGUGGAAGAGAAUACAGCUGGCAUUGUACAAGUAGCACAGUUGUUGACGAAGAUUGAUCCAGAAGGCGUCGACCACGAACUCUUUAGACAACAGUGUUCGGAGAUAGACUGGAUCAGCA
Messenger RNA from Amoebophrya sp. A120, 8551 nucleotides. NCBI's taxonomy places the organism in Eukaryota, Dinophyceae, Syndiniales, Amoebophryaceae. The record is from the annotation of a GenBank genome assembly.